CCCCCCCAGGACCCCCGCCGCCGCCGCCCCCUCCUUUCCCGCCCAUGGCAGCCCGGCCCGGCCCUUGGUGAGGGGCUGAGGAAGAGGCGAGAUGGGCAACACGGCGCACAAGACCCUGGCUGCAGACUCCAGCCAACAGGCCCGCUCAGUAUCUCACAGACCUUACUACACAUUGCCUAAUGGUAGCCAUGAGAGGCGUUCUGUCCUCACUAUUACUGAGCCCCCGCGUUUCCACUUCCAGGCCAAAGGAAAAAACAUCCGCCUGGAUGCCCAUUCUCGCAAGGCCACCCGGAGGAACAGUUUCUGCAAUGGCAUCACUUUCACUAACCGACCCAUUCACCUCUAUGAGAAAGUGCGGCUCAAGCUGGUCUCCGUGCACCAUGGGUGGAGUGGGGCGCUACGCUUUGGCUUCACCACUCACGAUCCAUCACUGAUGAGUGCAGAUGACAUCCCAAAGUAUGCCUGCCCAGACCUAGUAACAAGGCCUGGCUUCUGGGCCAAAGCUUUGCCAGAGAGAUUUGCGCUAAGAGAUAACAUCCUGGCAUUCUGGGUUGAUCGCCAUGGGAGAGUUUUCUACAGCAUCAAUGAUGAAGAGCCAAUUUUGUUUCACUGUGGCGUCAAAGUCUCUGGGCCUCUCUGGGCACUGAUAGAUGUUUAUGGAAUCACCCAUGAAGUGCAAAUACUAGACAGCAUGUUUGCUGAAACGAUGACUUCUACCCGUCUCAGCAAUGCACGACUCAGCACUUGCCUUCCACAAAGCAGCCAUGAUUCAGCCAAUUUUAACAACAAUGAACUAGAGAAUAACCAAGUAGUGGCCAAAAUUGCCAAUCUGAACUUGAGUCGUAUGCCUGGGCUGCCAGCAGAUAACCACACCAUUCCUUGCUGCCCCAGCAGACGGCAGCUUGCCCAAGUGGUGCCUGCCUUUCUGGAUACCGAUCUCCGUUUCCACCCUACCCGGGGGCCUGACAUCAACUUCUCUCAGGACCGGAUGUCUGCCUGCACCAACUGGCAAGAGAGCAAUAGAACUUUGGUGUUUUCUGACCGACCGCUGCACAUUGGUGAAAACCUCUUUGUAGAAGUUGGGCACCUGGGACUGCCCUAUUAUGGAGCUCUCACAUUUGGCAUCACCUCUUGUGAUCCAGGUACUUUACGGACCAAUGAGCUUCCAGCAGAUCCAGACUUCCUUCUGGAUCGCAAGGAGUACUGGGUGGUUUGCCGAGGAUUCCCAGUCCUCAACAAUGGUGACAUCCUCAACUUUGUAGUCUUGCCAAAUGGAGAAGUGCACCAUGGAAUAAAUGGGAUGAGUCGUGGGAUGCUGAUGUGCGUCGAUACCUCACAGUCACUAUGGGUGUUCUUCACAAUCCAUGGCGUCAUAAAUCAGCUCAAAAUAUUAGGCACAGUGCAGUCCAGUCCAGUGACGGUCUCCCCCUCAGGAUCCCCUGGAGGCUCCCAGUAUGACAGUGACUCAGAUAUGGCUUUCAGUGUGAACAGGUCUUCUUCUGCUUCUGAAUCAUCCCUAGUGACUGCUCCAAGUUCUCCUUUGAGUCCUCCGGUGUCCCCAGUGUUCCCACCACCAGAGCCCUCAAGCAGCAAGAAUGGGGAGUGCACCGUUUGCUUUGACAAUGAGGUAGAUGUGGUGAUCUACACCUGCGGACACAUGUGCCUCUGCAACACCUGUGGUCUUAAGCUGAAAAAGCAACUCAAUGCCUGCUGCCCCAUCUGCCGACGGGUCAUCAAAGACAUUAUUAAAAUAUACCGUCCUUAACCUCACUUCACCCCCCACCUGGGUGUGAAUGAUGAGAGACAGGGGGAAGAAUGUUGUUAACAGUUACUACAACUUACUGUCCCUUCUUUUGGGUUAUUGUGCUGGUUGGUGGUUCCUGAGUGGCUCUUUUGUCUCUAUUUCCAUGUGUUUGACCAGUAGAAACAAAUCAGGGAUAAUUAAGUGAACUGGGCAACUCUCUGGUCCUCGUGGAGGCUGAAGGUACAGCUGUGCAGUGGGCAGGGCUUUGUAAUGGUGCUGCUCUAAUGGGUGAAAAACAGGGUGUGGUAGGACCUGAACUCUAAAUAGACUGUAGAUUUCAAAAAAGAAAGAAAACUCUUGUGCAUUUGUUCUCAUUACAAAUUACAGUACUGCUGUCUCCUAUCACAAAAGGUGUUACAGCAAGCAAUUUUUAAAAUUAUUUGCACUUUAUCCCAGUUUAGGAAAAUUAGCAAAUUAGCCAGCUUCUCAUAGAGUUUCAAGCAGGAAGGAGGAGAUUUUAAUGAUUAAAUGUUUUCUUUAGAAGUCAAGAAGUGCAUCAGGCCAUGAAGCCUCUCUUGUCACCUUCUGAAGAGUGUUGAGAGGCCAGGAAACACUGAUGACAUUGGAUAAUUUCAAGGCAUCCCCCCCCCCCGCCUUUCACAGACCAAGGGGCGAGAAUAUAGGGCAUACGAUUGAAAUCACACUUCAAAACAACUGAAGGAAGAAGUAGUCUAUGUCAGUGUGACCUUCUCAUUCACGGUUUAGUGCCCCACAUUUUCUGGUUUUAUCUUAGUUUGUGAACCCAGACUAAGGAGCAAGACACUUGCAUGGAUGAAUAAGUCUGUCUGUGAGAGAAGCAAAAAGCUAUAAAUGUCCUCUGAAUACGAAAAGUAAACAAUUUCUGGGCAGAGCUUUUCCCUCCUUUCUUAGGCACCAUUUGAAACUUCCAGCUGCUGUACUGAGCAACUGCUGCGUAUAUCUUGAUGUAGAGAGAUUCAUUUACUGGUAGCAGUAAGCCUCAGCCUGCAGAAGAGGAGUACUGGAUACCCCUGAAGGUUAUGAAUGCCCCUAGUCAAGCAGCUGUGAACAGUGACAUGUGCAGGUGGCCUUGUAACCAGGCAGCAAAGGAAUAAGAUUGAGGGAGAAUUUGGCAUUUCAAACUUCCACAAUUUCCUUCCUUGUGAUUUGUAAAUAAAUGCUUUUAUUGAUGUUUUCUGCCAUCCUUCCACAGAGUUUGUAUCAACAAAUUAGGCAGCAAUGUGGGAGCCCUCCUUUCUUCCUCUCCAGGGAGUAGUCUUCUAUUCUACAAUGGAGGCAUCUAACUGAAAUCAAGAAGCUUUUCACUUUGCAUUGUUUGUUGGAAAAAGAAUUUGCAAGCUAUUAUUAGAUGCUUGAUCUUAAAAGAGAAAUGCAACUUUGGUUGUAGUGUUAGGAAGCUCUGAAUGGCAUUAUGUGAAACAGGCUUGGGACAUUAGAAAAAGAGCAAUAAAACCACUAUAUCCUUGGCCCAUUUACUAAUUUUCUUUUCUCAGUGAGGCCUUGUUGUGUCACAUCACACACAAAUCUGGCCAUGCCCUCACUGUUCCCUAGGCAGUCUAACCUUUUUUUUUUUUUUUUUGGCUCAACCAAAGCCUGUAUGAAGAAACUCUGUCAAAUCAAAUGGAAAUACAACAGUUGUGUCUGCCAUGAUAGUAAUUACUGUAUUUCAGUAUGCUACAGGUGCUCUGCAAAGUAGACGUAAUUGUAUAUUUUCUGAUUUAUGCCCCAAUCCCUGUGAACCACGGUGCUAGAACAGUUUGUAGGAUCCCCAGAGAAUACAUCUCAAACACUCCCUAUAUGGGAGAGCUAAGAACCCACAACAGAUGAGAAUAUAGCCACUUGGGUUGUUUCUUAGAACGCAGGCUUUGUGCUCUUGCUCUCAGGGAAAUGGCAAGUUUCUUUCCCCCUCCUUUUAGGUGACCUACUCUGAUGUUUUGGGAGGGAGAGAAGGACUAGAGCAGACUUUGACCACAACAGAUAAGGUAUGGAGCUCUCUAACUCAGCAGAGAAUUGUCAUUAAACCUACAGGGAUGUAGUUGGCAUCAAGGAGACUAUAACAGUUCUUCCCAUGCAUAAACUCUAUAUUCAGUGGUGCACAGAUUGGGCUUCUUGUAGGUGGCUGCCCAGCUUGACUGUCAGUGGUACCUUAGCAUCCACCUGGCUCAGCCUUCAGCUCCUAGCAAAAUCAUACUUGUACUCCCAAAAUGCUCACACUUAGAACCUAAGUACCCUUAAGGCACCAGAUCCCAUCUGAUCUUGGUCAACCCUGAUUUGUUACAUGGAUGGGAGAUCACCAAUUAAUAUUACAGAGGAAGGAACUGGCAAACCACCUCUGAAUAUUCCUUGCAUAAGAAAACCCUAUGAAAUUCAUGCAGUCACCAUAAGGCAACAGACAAUUUGAAGGCAUGCACGUAUGUGCGCGCACACACGCACGCACACAUAUUUAUAGACUAUGGUAGAAGCUGAAUACUGGUAAGGUACAAUUCCUUCCCUCAGUUGGUUACGGUCAUGUUCUGAAUACAGAAAAUUAGUUCAAAGGCAUCAGACUGGACUUCUCUUGCAAGUUCCUUCAAGCAGCAGAUAGUAUCUUGGGUCAAGCAGGAAAGCCUGUUUAUUUUAGUGGUUUGAGACAUUAUAGUGCAUGCCAACUACCAGUCAUUUCAUAAAACUUGCAAGUGUCUUAAUUAGCAUACAGAGGCUUGCAGAAAUGGUGAGGUUAGUGUUACAGUGUGGUUGGUUGGUACAGCCAACUGUUUGCUCAGAUGGGAUGCCAGCUGCCUUGUGAGAUCAGUAUAGCCUGGAAUCACAAAAUGUCCCCAAACACUAAUGUUUAAUUCUCUUGUUUGUACUGAAGUUAUAAACCAGUGAACACCCCCCUCCCCAUGGUUAUCCACAUGGAGAGGAUUCUUAAUACUGAUAAUGUUAGAAUUACAGAUUGUGAAGGCGAUAUGCAAGCAGUAUUUAAAGCAAGCAAAGCAUAUUCAGAUAAUUCCUACUACAACAACUGGAGAGUGUAGAUUUCUUUUCCUUUGUAUUCCAUAAGCUUCACAAUAUGCCCUUGAAUAGCUGAACAUAGAUAAAGCUGCUGAGGAGAGGCACCAUUCGUGUGGGGGUGGGUGGGUGAGGAUUUGACUGUAUUGUUAACAGAUGUUGGACAGCCAGUUCCAAAAUGUCUAUACAAGGUAUGUUGAAAGUCCAGUUAAGGGUCACUUCAUAUCUUGAAGGUAUAUAUUUACCUAUUUUUGCAAUAUAUAUUUAUUGCAUGAUAGGCUUCAGUGCUCAUAGCUCCAUCCAUGGAAAUGAGCUCUCUACCUGAAAGCUGACCUGCUUCACAUAAUUAAGCCAUUCUUCAAAGUUGCAGUUAUGUGGUCAGAGUAGUUGUCUGAAACAAUUUUUUUUAUUCAGAUAUGAAGCCAUCCUAGUCAAGCCAACACUGCUUAGUUCCCUGACCUUCUGCUGUUGACCAUAGAAGCUCCUGCCUGCCUAAGUGGCACUGAACAGUGUGGUCCAAAGAGAUUCCUUUGCUUGCAAGAGGAUUUCUAAUUGUGCAUAAUCACAGUCCCUGUUGUUUAAUGCCACAGACAUGAUGAGAUUAUUCCCUAACCAUCUUAACUCCAACCAUGGAACUAAGCAACAUGUUGACUGCAAACUACAAUGAAUUUGAAUGGAAUUCCUUUGUGGCAGCUGUGGCUACCAUUUUAAGUCUCAAAAGCUAAAGGUGGAAAAGUGGAUAGAGAGGUUUCUCAAAAAGAAAGGCAUAUAUUUUUCCAGAUGUGACAUAAUUCUAAGCAAGCCUAGCCAUUUAAUAAUUGGUCAUUAGCAAGUCACUAGUACCGAGUCAUAGUCACUACCUCCUUUCUACUACUAACAUUUUGGGGGAUUAACUGCUAUGGUGUACUUUCCCCCAUAUCUCCUUCAGUUUAAUACUCAGUUGCUAUGUCAGAAAAACCUGCAUGAGCAUUUGCUUAGUCUCUUUGGAGGUAGAAGUGUUUGGCUUUAGUUGGUCUGGUUCAGUAUGCCCUGCAACUUUUUACUAACUGCCAGUGAGAUUAUAUUUCAAGAAGAACUUUAAGUUUACACCGUGGUGCAGAGAUGGAAAGGGUGCAUGUUGACUUAAUUAUUUUGGUUAAAAUGGAUUUCUCCAAAGUAGCAGCAUCUCACAGGGCUUUGGGGCAGGAUAAAGAGUCCAUAGCUAUGGACUGUGAAGCAGAUGGAGAAAAAGCAGCAAUGGAUACACAGCUUUACAUAACUCCAGCCUCACAAGGAAUUCUCAAAUUCUGACAGAUAACUUUUAAGAGAUGGACUUUACUUAGCAAUUUGUUCUUGUUAGUGCUCUUCUUAAAAAACAAAACAAAAAAACAAUCUCUUUUCAGAAGAUCUGUUUGUGCCUUAUAAGGGUGUCUGUGCACUUUUUAUCCUUUUUAAUGCUACUUUAAAUCAAACGAAGGAAAAAAAGGAACUUAACCACAGAAGGCUGGUAGUUUUAUAGAAUUUUAUGUGUUCACCAGGAACUCUUGCUUUUUUUUUUUUUUAUUGGAGUGGAAAUUGUAUGUUUUCAUUGAAUUUUUGCUGCCACCCUCCUCCCCAUGUCCUCUUUGUAUAAAAAGCUUUUUAAAAAGUUUCCAGAUUUCUAAUACUUCUUGAUAUUUUUUCUGGUUCAUGACUGUGGUCUGUACAUCACAUUCUAAAAUAAGCCAGAUUUGAUUGUCUCUGUGAUAAGACUUUCAAAGCAAAUUAUUUGGAGAAGGAAGUUUGCACUUCUUUACAUGUUAAUACUCUCUAGCAUUGUGACCUGUAGUGUGUGGUUUUUUUUUUAUUUUGAUCUGUUUUACAUUAAUAUAAAGUUUUACCUGU
Messenger RNA from Sceloporus undulatus (fence lizard), 6637 nucleotides. It is a transcript of the gene NEURL1B, whose product is annotated as neuralized E3 ubiquitin protein ligase 1B. Bases 92 to 1765 code for a protein of 557 amino acids. Lineage: Eukaryota; Metazoa; Chordata; Lepidosauria; Squamata; Phrynosomatidae. Gene Ontology annotation, cellular component: early endosome. The record is from RefSeq and is a predicted model, not a curated record. The transcript has 5 exons. Gene Ontology annotation, biological process: ubiquitin-dependent endocytosis. Gene Ontology annotation, molecular function: ubiquitin protein ligase activity.